Molecule: messenger RNA, 1818 nt
Organism: Pyricularia pennisetigena
Lineage: Eukaryota; Fungi; Ascomycota; Sordariomycetes; Magnaporthales; Pyriculariaceae
Exons: 2
Coding region: 1-1818 (605 amino acids)
Biological process (GO): microtubule-based movement
Source: RefSeq, a predicted model, not a curated record
AUGGCUUCUACACCCGGCCCCAACCCCGCCCACCGCUCCGUGGCUAGUAUCCGGGCUGGCGGUGCAGCAGGUGUCGGAAGCCGCACUACCACGGCCCCGGAUCCGACUUCACCAACAGGUAGUCCACACACCCCUCUCCGUGGAAUCUCGUCGACUUUUGCAUCGCCGUCUAGUCUGCGUGCCGAGGAGGACACCAUCGUGGUAGAGCUUGGCGCCCGGCGAAUGCGCGUAGGCUUUGCCGGUGAUGCCUUGUGUAAAGGGACCGUCGAAUUUGGACCCGAUCAGAUGCGCCGCGUCGGUGACUUCCGCGCCUGGGAGAGCUUCUACGUGGACGACUGGAGGAAGAGGGAGGAUCCGGGACAGCAGCAGGAUUGGGGUGCGGACCGCGAACUAUGGCGUCUUGAUCUUCGUGGACUGGACCUGGGCCUCGUUGCCGACAAGCUCGAGCGCGGCUUGAGGGACGCUUUUGCCAAAUACCUCCUCAUCGACUCGAGACCACGGAAGAUGGCACUCGUCCUUCAAACGUCAAUGCCCAUACCAUUGUUGUCAACAGUGCUCGACACGCUCUUCACUCGCUUUCAAUCCCCUCAAAUUUUCUUUUUUUCUCCCCCAGUCAUGACCACAGCUGCCGCAGGGUUGCGCUCGGGUCUGGUUAUAGACCUUGGCUGGGCCGAGACCGUCGUCACAAGCGUGUACCAGUAUCGUGAGGUUCAAUGUACUCGCUCAGUCCGCGCUGGCCGCGCCCUCGUCGAGCAGACUCAUCGCCUGCUUGCUGACGAGAUAACAAACCCAGGACAUGGCAGGUCACGAUCGACAGAUGGGGGAUCAGGUGGCGGCAGCCCGCCGAGGCGACUGAUAAGCUUCUCCGAAUGCGAGGACAUCGUGUCACGCGUCAUAUGGUGUAGGCCCGCAGGAGGCUCGGCACGUCACAAGCCGUCCGACUCGACCGAUGGCCUACCGACGGUCGCAGAGGAGCAGGAAGACGAGCCGCCGCAAAAUCAGGUAGACAGCACCCCUAUCAACAUCCGGCUGAUCUCUACCAGCCCACCCACAACGGUCACCAUCCCUUUCGACCGCCUCUCAGAGCCCUGCGAGGACACCUUCUUCGAGACACAGUACUCACGCGCCAGCUUCGACGACCACGAACAGCCCAUACACCUCCUGGUCUACAAACAUCUUCUCAGCCUCCCCAUGGAUGUCCGCUCCAUCUGCAUGUCCCGAAUCAUCUUCACUGGCGGCUGUUCUGCCGUCCUAGGUCUCCGAGGCCGCAUCUUCGACGAGCUCACCAUGCUUGUCCGCAAGCGCGGCUGGGACCCAAUCUGGGGCAGGGGUGUCGAGCAGUACCGCACCAACUCCAGACUCAAGAGGAGCAACGGCGGCGGGGGCGACCAAUCGACAACGGUUGCCGACAAGCCCGGUAUUGGCAGCAACGGUGCCGCCAACGCCAAGCCGGCCCCGGACCCCGUCGAGGCCCAGAUCAAGCGCUCGUCCAACAUCGACGCAAAAAAGAUGCGCGACGCCGAUGCCGCCUCGACGCACGGCGAGUUGCGCGCUGUCGAGUCCCUCGGCCCCUGGGCAGGCGCCAGCCUCCUGGCCCACCUCAAGCCGCCUGUCAUCGCCUCUGUUGAGCGCGACCAAUGGCUGGCCCAGGGCGUCUCGGGAGCGGUCAAGGCGGCCGACGUUGACGUCAAGGCCACCGGUCAGCAGAGGCAGAGCAUGGCGGCCGGCGGGCUCAUGGCCAUGAGGUCCGCAUCUGGUACAGGGGGACCGGCUGCCGCGAACUGGACGCUGGGGGCUUGGGGCAACCUCAGUCUUUGA